CACCCUUCCUCGCCCGGGAGGUGCCUCCGUGUCCCAGCCGCUGCCCCACAGGCCAGAUGGAGGCUGCAGGGGACAGAACAGAGCCGCCAGCCUCAGGAAUGGCCCCAGGGUGGCCAGCAGGCCCAACACCCCUGCAAGGGGCAAGGUCCAUGCCUGGCCCAAGGAGGUGGCGGUGGCCCAGGCCGAGCUCACAUGGUAACAGCCCACAGGGCCAACGGACCAUGGGUGGCCCUUUGUGCCCAGAGGAGUGGCUGCAUCCGAGGUCCAGGGGAUGACUGCACCCCACACUAGGUCAUAAACUCAGAAAGGAGCCCUGAAGAGAGGCAAUGACCCAAGCCCUGGCAGUGACCAGGGCAGGAACCUGUCCUCAGGGAGGAACGUGCAGCGUGGCCCUGGCUGCCUGAGUGAGGGCUGCCCCCACCUAGUUGAUUAAUGGCCUCCCAGGGGAGAAGGCCACUCAUCUUGGAGAUGCAGGCCAUGUGGGGCUCCCCACAGCUGCUGCUGCUGUGGCUGUUGGUGCUGGCAGCAGGUGGCACUGGGCACGCCUACCGGCCCAGCCGCAGGGUGUGUGCCGCUGCUGGGGCUGCCCCGGGCUCCAUCUCCGAGUCCUUUGUGCAGCGUGUAUACCAGCCCUUCCUCACCACCUGCGAUGGGCACCGGGCCUGCAGUACCUACCGAACCAUCUACCGGACCGCCUACCGCCGUGGCCCUGGGCUGGGCCCUACCAGGCCUCGCUUUGCCUGCUGCCCCGGCUGGAAGAGGACCGGUGGGCUCCCUGGGGCCUGUGCAACAGCAGUAUGCCAGCCACCAUGUGGGAACGGAGGGAGCUGUGUCUGGCCUGGCCGCUGCCACUGCCCUGCAGGAUGGCGGGGCAACACCUGCCACACAGACGUGGAUGAAUGCAGCUCCGGAGGGGCAGACUGUCCCCAGGCCUGUGUCAAUACUGCAGGGAGUUACCGGUGCCAGUGCUGGGAGGGACACAGCCCAUCUGCAGAUGGGACGCACUGCCUGCCCACAGCAGGGCCCCCCCAGGUGGCCCCAAACGCCAUGACAGGAGUGGACCCCACGGCGAGGGCAGAGGUGCAGAGGCUGCAGACGCGGGUAGAGGCGCUGGAGCAGAAGCUGCAGCUGGUGCUGGCCCCUCUGCAUGGCCUGGCCUCUCGGGCCCCGGAGUACGGGCCCCAGGACCCCGGCAGCCUCCUGGCCCACUCUUUGCAGCAGCUGGAUCGCAUCGACUCACUGAGUGAGCAGAUCUCCUUCCUGGAGGAGCAGCUGGGGUCCUGUGAGUGCCCACGUCACCUUCCUGCCCUCAGAGGCCCUGGCUCCUCGAGAAGGCAGGAGGGUGGGACCUGAGAGCGGCCACAGGCCAGGUGACCCAGCCUCCCGUUCACCACCAGGCUCCUGCAAGGAGCUGUGAUGACCUGUCUCGAGCCCAAGGCUGGACUGAGCCCACGAGCCUUGCAUCCCUCUUGCCAGGGCCCACGCUGCUCCUCCCCGUCCCUCAGGGGACUCCCAGUGUUCCCCAGGCUUCUGAUAGGCCCCUGCCAGGCUCUCCAAGGUCUGGGGGAAGGUACGAGGGUUCCCUGCCUGUGCUGGGAUGUGGGGUGUGAUAGGCAGCUACCCAAGGUGGGGCGGGCCUGUCCCCAUCUGAAUAAACUGGAGACUUGAAA
This is a messenger RNA of Cavia porcellus (domestic guinea pig), 1670 nucleotides long. It is a transcript of the gene Egfl7, whose product is annotated as EGF like domain multiple 7. NCBI's taxonomy places the organism in Eukaryota, Metazoa, Chordata, Mammalia, Rodentia, Caviidae. Gene Ontology annotation, biological process: anatomical structure development. Bases 433 to 1353 code for a protein of 306 amino acids. The transcript is spliced from 10 exons. The record is from RefSeq and is a predicted model, not a curated record. Gene Ontology annotation, cellular component: cell surface; extracellular region. Gene Ontology annotation, molecular function: calcium ion binding; signaling receptor binding.